This is a messenger RNA of Erigeron canadensis, 2630 nucleotides long. RefSeq names its product probable LRR receptor-like serine/threonine-protein kinase At4g37250. NCBI's taxonomy places the organism in Eukaryota, Viridiplantae, Streptophyta, Magnoliopsida, Asterales, Asteraceae. The transcript is spliced from 2 exons. The coding region runs from base 97 to 2418 and encodes 773 amino acids. Gene Ontology annotation, biological process: protein phosphorylation. The record is from RefSeq and is a predicted model, not a curated record. Gene Ontology annotation, molecular function: receptor serine/threonine kinase binding; protein kinase activity; ATP binding.
UCAUAUACUCAUAGUUUGUCAUAAAUCUCACACACUCCAACUCCCCUUUCAUUCCCUCAAAAAUCAUAAAAUGUGUGAUUCCUCCUCAUAAACAUCAUGACUACCAUCAAAAAGAACCAUUUCCAAACCAUAUUUUAUCUUCUUUUAUUCAACAUUCAUCAAUCUUUUGGUCUCACAAUUGAUGGCAUUUUGUUACUCUCAUUCAAAUACUCUAUACUAAAUGACCCUUUACAUGUUCUAGACAAUUGGAAUGUCUUAGAUGAAACUCCUUGUUCAUGGUAUGGCAUCCUAUGUGAAAGUACCUUAACCGAUAUCUAUGUCACCGGAUUAUCACUUCCUAACUCCAAACUCCAUGGUUCCAUGCCCGAAAAUCUUGGUUUGAUCCAAAACCUUAAAGAAAUCGACUUAUCGAAUAAUUCGAUCAACGGGACUAUCCCAUUGUCUUUGUAUAGUGCACCUAAGCUUCAAUUACUUGAUCUUUCCAACAACUUCAUAUCUGGGGACAUUGUCGUGUUUGCUGGAGGCUGGCAAAGCCUUAAAAUCCUUAAUGUUUCAGGUAACUUGUUAACUGGCAAGUUACCCGAAACUCUGGCAUUGUUGCCCAAUUUAACGAUUGUUUCGUUAAAGGGCAACUAUUUUCAUGGUGAAUUGUCAAAUGGGUUCGGUUCCGUUAAAGUUUUCGAUGUUUCGUACAACUUUAUUAAUGGGUCAUUGCCUAGUGAUAAUUUUGGUAAUGGUGCACUUGAGUAUUUUAACGUGUCACAUAACAAUAUUUCGGGCGAGAUCCCGCAAGGAUUCGUGAAUAAUGUUGCAAAAAAUGUGACAAUUGAUUUUUCAUUUAAUAAUCUCACGGGAGCUAUUCCGGAAUCUAGUAUUUUUUUCAAUCAAGAUGAGAUAUCGUUUGCUGGAAAUCCGGGACUAUGUGGGAAACCUAUAAAGUUGUGUGUGAUCCCUUCUUCGGUUUCAACUCCACCGAAUAUUUCUUCGGAUUCGUACCCGCCCGCGAUCGCGGGUAUCCCAGAAACGAUACCCGCGUCACAGUCAAGCAAUGAGACUUCUAGUGGAUCAUCAUCGAAAAGUAGGUUGAAAACGAGCACGAUUGUUGGCAUCGUAGUGGGAGAUAUUGCGGUCGUCGCGGUUUUGGCUUUUGUUUUUAUUUACAUUAUAAAAAAACGUCGCCAGAAUAAAUCAGAAUGUCAUCAAAAUAAAGAAAAUGAACUUCGAAAGGAGUUUGAUUGGGGGUCAGCUUCUGAUGAUGAAAAUAAAGGGUUACGAACAUGGGGGUGUUUGAUGAAGAGAAAAAGCACCGAAGACGCAGAAUUGAGCGAAAGUUCUAGCUCCGAAUGCUCGGAGACGGAAAUGGCCUUGUCCGAAAAGGGCAAACCCGAGAGUUUGACGAAGAAUGAAGGAGAGAAAAAAGGGUUGGUGACGGUUGAUGGGGGCGAAAAAGAGUUAGAGCUCGAGACGCUAUUAAAGGCAUCAGCGUAUAUACUUGGGGCAACCGGGUCAAGUAUUAUUUACAAGGCGGUUUUGGAGGAUGGUACCGCUUUGGCAGUAAGACGGAUCGGUGAAAAUGGGCUAGAGCGGUUUAGGGAUUUUGAGAACCAGGUUCGGGUGAUUGCUAAGCUAGUACACCCGAACCUGGUUCGAGUUCGUGGAUUUUAUUGGGGUGCGGAAGAGAAACUUGUUAUCUACGACUACGUUCCCUAUGGCAGCUUGGCCAAUGCACGUUAUAAAAAAGGUGGAUCGUCGCCAUGUCCGCUACCGUGGGAGGUGAGACUCAAGAUAGCGAAAGGCACGGCCCGUGGCCUAUUGUACAUUCAUGACAAAAAGCAAGUGCACGGAAAUCUAAAACCUAGUAACAUCUUAUUAGGAUCCGACAUGGAGCCAAAGAUAGGAGACUUUGGGCUUGAGAGGCUAGUGUUAGGCGAUCAAAGUUGCAAAGUGGGUGGAUCAACCCGAACCUUUGGUAGUAAGAGGUCGAAUGCUUCUCGAGAUGGUUUUGGUGAUAUUACGAUUGGGGCGAAUCCGAGCCCUAGUCCAAGUUCUAUGGGAUGCAUUUCUCCAUAUUACGCACCGGAGUCACUUAGAAGCCUAAAACCAAACUCAAAGUGGGAUGUGUAUUCAUAUGGUGUUGUGUUGCUAGAACUUUUAACGGGAAAGGUUAUUAUCUCGGAUGAGUUUGGGCCCGCUAGUAUGACGUGGAGUGCCACGUUGACAAACGAAGAAAAGAAAAAGGUGUUGCGAAUGGUUGACGUGGCAAUUCGUGCUAAUAUGGAAGAUAAGGAAGAGGCGUUAUUGGCACUGUUGAGAGUAGCUUAUAAUUGUAUAUCAUCAAUUCCGAAUAAAAGACCACAUAUGAAAGAGGUGUUACAUGUUCUUGACAAAUUCCCUUCUACUGGUUUCUCAUAUUAUUGAAAGGGGAGGAAAUUGUAGAGAUGUGUAUUUAUGAUUGAAAAAUAUUGAGUAAUUGGUUGUUUUAAACUAUAAAAACAAAUUAUUGUCUAACGUUUGUAACUAGAUAUGGAGAGAGUAGAGAUGACAUUUGAGAUUAAUAGUUGUGUAUAUAAAGUUUGUUAAGUGUGGUUACCAAUAACAUUAACCAAUUGUAAUAGAACUUCAUUCAACAA